AUGAAGACACCGAACGGCAUAGAAUAUGGCUACACAGUUGUCGGCAAAGGCACCACUUCGGGGUUGUGGAAAGAAGUUUCCCGCGAAGCGCAGGUUUAUCGAGUGCUGCGCAAGGCCCAAGGAUCUACUGUGCCUAUAUUCUUGGGUACGAUUGGACUGGCAAAAAUCUAUUAUCUUCAUGGCGCUGGAGAAAUCCGCCACAUGAUCGAAAUGGGCUGGGGAGGCUAUGGUACAGCGACGAUAAAGCUGAAGCAAUGCUUCGCCGCGAGACUCACAGAUCAAACAAGGAAAUAA
Molecule: messenger RNA, 294 nt
Organism: Penicillium nucicola
Lineage: Eukaryota; Fungi; Ascomycota; Eurotiomycetes; Eurotiales; Aspergillaceae
Exons: 1
Coding region: 1-294 (97 amino acids)
Source: RefSeq, a predicted model, not a curated record